AUGGAAUACUUCAGCUUGAAGCGCUCCACUGCUACGGACAAAGGAGGGACCAACCUCUCAAGCAAGGUUUAUGUGCGCUCGACAAAAAGUGGCAAAGUCCAGAAGAUCGUCCGAGAGCUCUACCUACGAAAGGACAUCCCAUGUUCGUCAAAUCUGUGCAGAGCAUGCCUCGACAUCGCGCCUGUAGACUUCAGCCAAAAAACCACACCUUUUGUGCUCUCCGACACACCCGCUGGAUCAAAAGACUACCCAAAUGGACUUUAUUUAGUACCGGAUACCAAUGCCUUCCUUACUGGAAUGGAUCUUUUCGAAGUGGAGACUGCGUUUCACGACGUCAUUGUAUUGCAGACUGUACUCGAGGAAGUCAAGAACCGCUCAUUACCGCUGUAUCACCGCUUGAUUGCUCUGACGAAACAUGAGAAUAAGCGGUUUUAUGUUUUCUUCAACGAGUUCCGCCAGGAAACCCAUGUCCCGCGAGAGUCGGGAGAGACUAUCAAUGACCGGAAUGAUCGAGCAGUGCGAAGGGCAGUACAGUGGUACAAUGAGCACAUCAACCAGGCUGUCAAGGCGAGAAGCAAGACGCAGACACGCAUCCCGACUGUCGUGAUGAUUACCGAUGACAGGGAUUGUCUACGCAAGGCGAGAGCAGACAAUAUCCCAUCCAGUACUCUCGCUGACUUCGUAUUCGGACUUGAAAAUGCCGAUGAACUACUAGACAUGAUGAGCGCAGCUCAAGAUCAAAGAGAAGUACGGUCGAAGAAGACCGAGCUUUUCUACUCCGAGCACUACACCAUCUCCAAGAUGAUGACGGGUGUAAAAGCGGGCGUCCUGCACCAGGGUAUCUUCAACGUUUCACCGUACAACUACUUGGAAGGCUCCGUGCACGUUCCCGCUUUCGACAAGUCUCUAUUAAUACUAGGACGCGAAAAUGGAAACCGUGCCGUAUCCGGCGAUGUCGUUGUUGUUGAGAUUCUUCCGCAGGAUCAAUGGAAGGCACCGUCUACGAAAAUCAUUGAAGAGGAAACUCUGAAUAAGAACGACAAUCCUGAGGUUGAAGACGGUGAGAACAUUGUUUCUGAAAAGGAACGGAAAGCUUUGCAGGAGGAGGUGAAGCGAGCACAUGGUCAGAGCACCGAGGGCAGGCCACAGCCCACCGCCCGCGUAGUCGGUAUCGUCAAGCGGAACUGGAGACAGUACGUUGGACACAUUGAUCGGGACUCCGUGCGUACCACAUCCAAGUCGAGCAGACAACAGCAAAUGGUAUUCUUGAUACCCAUGGACAAGCGCGUGCCGAAGAUCAGGAUACGCACAAGGCAAGCUGGGGAGCUCCUCGGUCAACGAGUAUUGGCCACAAUCGAUUCGUGGGAUAGGGACUCACGGUAUCCAAUGGGCCACUUCGUUCGAUCACUUGGAGAGCUUGAGUCCAAGGGGGCAGAAACAGAGGCGUUGCUGCUGGAAUGGGACGUACAAUACAAACCUUUCCCGAAGACGGUGCUAGAUUGCCUGCCUGCUGAGGGUCACGACUGGAAAGUGCCGGCGAGCAUGGACGAUCCAGGCUGGAAGGGCCGCAAAGACUUGCGGGAUCUUGUGGUCUGCAGUAUCGACCCUCCAGGCUGUGUAGACAUCGACGAUGCACUCCACGCGCGCCAACUCCCCAACGGCAAUUUCGAAGUCGGUGUUCACAUUGCAGACGUAUCGCACUUCGUCAAGCCUAACAACGCCAUGGAUAAGGAAGCCAGCCAGCGUGGAACAACCGUCUACUUGGUCGACAAGCGAAUAGACAUGUUGCCUAUGCUCCUCGGCACAGACCUCUGCUCAUUAAAACCCUACGUGGAACGCUACGCCUUCUCAGUCAUAUGGGAGGUCACGCCCGAUGCCGAUAUCGUAAAUUCACAUUUCACGAAAUCAGUUAUCCGCUCCCGCGAAGCUUUCUCCUACGAGCAAGCACAGAUUCGCAUCGACGAUGCCACACAGCAAGACGAUCUCACGGCCGGUAUGCGCACCUUGCUCAUGCUCUCCAAGAAGCUCAAGCAAAAGCGGUACGACGCCGGUGCACUAAACCUUGCCUCGCCAGAGGUAAAGGUGCAGACUGAAUCCGAGACGUCCGACCCCGUCGACGUGCAGACCAAACGUCUCCUCGAUACCAACUCGCUAGUUGAGGAGUUCAUGUUGUUAGCCAACAUCAGCGUGGCAGCCAAGAACCACUCGGCCUUCCCCCAAACCGCCCUCCUCCGCCGCCACGGCGCGCCCCCAAAAACCAACUUCGAAGAGCUCUCCAACCAGCUCAAAGUAAAGAAAGGCCUCGAGCUCCGCACCGACAGCUCCAAAGCCCUCGCCGACUCCCUCGACACGUGCGUCCAAGACGGCGAACCCUUCUUCAACACCCUCGUCCGCAUCAUGGCUACCCGCUGCAUGAUGUCCGCAGAGUACUUCUGCGCAGGCACCCAGGCCUACCCUGAGUUCCGGCACUACGGCCUCGCGUCCGAGAUCUACACACAUUUCACGUCCCCCAUCAGACGCUACGCCGACCUCGAAGCCCACCGCCAGCUCGCUGCUGCCAUCGACUACGAGCCGCUCGACGCGUCGCUGCACUCCAAGGCCAAGCUCGAAGGCGUCUGCAAGAACAUCAACGUGCGGCACCGAAACGCGCAGAUGGCGGGCCGCGCUUCGAUCGAGUACUACGUCGGACAGGCGCUCAAGGGCAAGGACAUCACUGAGGAUGGGUUCGUCAUGAAAGUCUUUUCGAACGGGUUCGUUGUGUUUGUGCCGCGGUUUGGCAUCGAGAGCUUGAUACGGUUGCGCGACCUGGCGACGCCGGAGCCGGAGGCGGAGUUCGAUGGGGAGAAUUACGUGUUGAGUGUGAAGGGUGGGGUGGGGAGGGAGGUGGAGCUCUUUCAGAAGGUUAGGGUUAGGAUUACGGAUCAGAUUGAGGAGAGUACGGGGAAGAGGAAGGUUAAGUUGACGCUGGUUUGA
Molecule: messenger RNA, 2973 nt
Organism: Didymosphaeria variabile
Lineage: Eukaryota; Fungi; Ascomycota; Dothideomycetes; Pleosporales; Didymosphaeriaceae
Gene: DIS3
Product: exosome catalytic subunit dis3
Exons: 3
Coding region: 1-2973 (990 amino acids)
Biological process (GO): rRNA catabolic process
Cellular component (GO): nuclear exosome (RNase complex); cytoplasmic exosome (RNase complex)
Molecular function (GO): 3'-5'-RNA exonuclease activity; RNA binding; endonuclease activity
Source: RefSeq, a predicted model, not a curated record